Messenger RNA from Striga asiatica, 5513 nucleotides. The record is from the annotation of a GenBank genome assembly. NCBI's taxonomy places the organism in Eukaryota, Viridiplantae, Streptophyta, Magnoliopsida, Lamiales, Orobanchaceae.
AUGAGUAUUUUAAUUUAUAGGUCAAUCGGACUAUGUCCCCUCCAAGUCCCAAACCUCUCACCUUAUGCGAUACUGCAUUCCAGUCCUAAAUGGAUUAAGAAUUAUUCGAGAAUUAGGGUUUCAAUAUCUUCGUUUCGCGGGGAGAUGGCUCGGCAGAUGACGUCUUCUGCUUUCCACAAAUCCAAGACCCUCGACAACAAAUACAUGCUUGGAGAUGAAAUUGGGAAAGGAGCUUAUGGAAGAGUGUACAAGGGUUUGGACUUGGAGAAUGGAGAUUUUGUGGCAAUCAAGCAAGUCUCUCUCGAGAACAUUGCUCAGGAGGAUCUUAACAUUAUUAUGCAAGAGAUCGAUUUGCUAAAGAAUUUGAAUCAUAAGAAUAUCGUGAAAUAUCUUGGAUCGUUGAAGACCAAAAGUCAUCUUCACAUUAUACUUGAGUAUGUGGAGAAUGGUUCGCUUGCAAACAUUAUUAAACCAAACAAGUUUGGCCCUUUUCCAGAGUCCUUGGUGGCUCUCUAUAUAUCCCAGGUAUUGGAAGGUCUGGUAUAUCUACACGAACAAGGUGUAAUUCAUCGAGACAUCAAGGGGGCAAAUAUUCUGACGACAAAAGAGGGACUUGUGAAACUUGCAGACUUCGGAGUUGCGACAAAACUAACUGAGGCAGAUGUUAAUACACAUUCUGUUGUUGGAACGCCUUAUUGGAUGGCCCCUGAGGGAAUGCUGGUUUAUUUUUCAUGCAUGCUUGCUUCUAUUCUGUUGGGGAACAAGAAUUUUGCUGUAUUGUGUAAUAUGUCUCGGCACGAGAAAUACUUGAUCGUGCAUAUUAGACCAGUCAUUGAAAUGUCAGGAGUUUGUGCCGCAUCUGAUAUUUGGAGUGUCGGAUGCACGGUGAUUGAACUUCUCACGUGUGUUCCUCCAUAUUAUGAUCUGCAGCCCAUGCCUGCCUUGUUUAGGAUUGUACAGGAUGAGCAUCCUCCAAUUCCAGAUAGUUUAUCUCCAGCUAUCACUGAUUUCCUGCGUCAGUGCUUUAAAAAGGUAAGGCGUAAAUUGAAUCUCCUGCCAGAUUCACAUCACCAAACCUGCAAUUGCCUUCGCUGCCCCAUAUUGCUCAUCCAAAUUGCCUCCCUUACGCCCCGAGUACAGUCUUGCUCGACUCUCUCGACUUUGGCUCCCUUCUUCUUCCCAGAUCCGGACCUUCCCAGAGUCCGGUUAGUGCCGGCGUGCUUUAGAGCGACGAUCGGGAGGAUCAAGGGCGUAGAGCGAUUAGGGUUAGAAUUGGGGAAAUCGCAAGAUGCUCGGCAGAGGCCUGACGCAAAGACGUUACUUUCACACCCUUGGAUCCAAAACUCAAGGCGCGCGCUGCAGACUUCUUUACGUCAUAGUGGAACACUAAAGUAUAGCACCACUGAUUCUAUUUCUGUCUUUACACUAGUUAUCCACCUGAUUAAAUUAGUUGAUCUGUGCUACACGAUACCUAUUCUCUUCUUUGCUGCUCUCUUGCCAUCCCAGAAUAAUGCAACUUCCCUUAAUCAGAACAUGGAGGAGGUUGGUUCAGGGGAUGCUGCUUCAAGCAGUAGUGGGAAAGGGCGUACUGUGGAGACAUCUUCUACUGAGAAAUCUAGCACUGCCAACCGGGCUGGGCCGGUGGGCUGGCUUAAAACUUGUUGGUGCCUGACUGCCUUGUUUAUAGUUUGUGGCCUGUGGAUCCCAGUGCCAAUUAGGCACGUGGCUAAAUGGGCUGCGAGAAUGACGGGCCAAAUCUGCCCAUUUCCACAGUUUUACGGACAGGCCUCAGCCCCGUUUUCACAGGGUGAUUUUAUCAAAUCAUGCUAUAUAUUAGAAGUGUAUUCAUGGUAUCAGGAAUGUAGAACGGAGCUGGUAUCCUCGGAAACUUCGGAGACUGUCGAAUCUUCUGAGGAUGGUGGUUUUAAAGCUAAUCUUAUUGAGGGAAGUAAGGAUGAUCUAGAGGGAGAUGUGAUUUCUGAUCAGAUUCCCACAUUUGCAAUCCAUGAAAAGUCACCCUUGCAGCCCAGCUCAGAUGGACUUGAGGCAUCACUUUCGGAUUCUACUGAACACAAGCCAUCAAGAGUACCACUGCAGGACGAAGUGCUUAUAAAUGGUGAAAUGGAGCCUGCUGAGGCUGCAGAGAGAGAUUUUGUAGCUAGAAAGUUUGAUAAGAACGGAAGUUCAAUUACCAUCCAGCAUGGCAAAACUCAUUUUAAUCAAAAGAGCCACGACUUUAGUACACAGAAGGAUGUGGAAGCAUCAAUGGGUUCAGGAACAAAUGAGCUUAGUAGGUUCAGUGACCCUCCAGGUGAUGCAUCUUUGGAUGAUUUAUUUCACCCAUUGGAGAAUCUGGAGGACCAUGGUGCUGAAGCUUCCACUUCUGCAUCUACUUCACAUGCAAUUCAUGGGAAUUCAGUCUCUGAUAAUGGAAAGAAUGACCUGGCGACAAAAUUAAGGGCUACAAUAGCUCAAAAGCAGAUGGAGAAUGAAUCAGCCCAGACCAAUGGUGGCGAUCUACUUCGUUUAAUGAUGGGUGUUAUAAAGAAAGAUGUAAUUGAUAUUGAUACUCUGGGAUUUGAAGAUAAAUUGCCUGCGGAGAAUCUCUUUCAUCUUCAGGCUGUUGAAUUUGGAAAAUUAGUGUCAUCACUGAGGCCAGAUGAACCAGAAGAUGUGAUUGUAUCUUCCUGUCAGAAAUUGACUACAUUUUUUCAUCAGCGACCAGAACAGAAAAUUGUAUUCAUUACACAGCAUGGUUUGCUACCUUUAUUGGAACUACUUGAGGUUCCAAGGCCUCGUAUCAUAUGCUCAGUGCUUCAGGUUCUAAACCAAAUAAUCAAAGAUAACACCGAUUUUCAGGAGAAUGCUUGUCUAGUCGGUCUUAUUCCUGUAGUGAUGAGCUUUGCAGUACAUGAUCGUCCUCGCGAGGUACGCAUGGAAGCAGCAUAUUUUGUACAGCAACUCUGCCAAUCAAGCUCUUCAACGCUACAAAUGUUUAUUGCAUGUCGUGGUAUACCCAUCCUGGUGGGCUUUAUGGAGCCUGAUUAUGCCAAAUAUAGGGAAAUGGUUCACAUGGCUAUCGAUGGGAUGUGGCAAGUUUUCAAGCUACAGAAGUCCACCUCGAGAGAUGAUUUUUUCCGUAUAGCUGCCAAGAAUGGGAUUUUACUUAGACUUAUUAACACACUCUACAGCUUAAAUGAGGCUACCCGAUUAGCUUCUAUAGCUUCUGGGAGUGGGUUCCCUCCAGAUGGUUCAGCUCCCCGUCCAAGGUCUGAUCCUCUGGAUUUUAGCAGUCCAUUUGUACAGAUGGAUUCCUCACUUUAUGGAAACGACCAACCUGAUCAACUUAAGGUUAGACAAGGAGACCAAGAAGCUUCACGAGCAUCUGUAUCACAUUCGCCUGAGUCGAGAUUUCUCUUUCCAAAUGUUGAGGCGUCAAGUGCUUCAAGAGUGAUGGAUCCUGCAUCUUUGGAGAGAAUAUCCAAUAUGGCUGUAAAGGAUUAUGCUUCAGCCGUUCCCAGAGACCGGGAAAAUGCAGACAGAUGGAAGAAUGAAUCUUCUAGAGCUGAAGUUGAGCUAAAACAGCAAAAAGUUGUAAAUGCAACAAAUAGGCCAUCCACGGAUAGGGCUCCGAAAUCUGUGGACAUGACAACAAAUGGUUCAUCUGCUUAUACUGGAAGCCAGCAAGAGAACGUUCGACCCCUGCUGAGUUUAUUGGAUAAAGAACCACCAUCAUCCCAUUUCUCUGGCCAGCUUGAGUAUGUACGUCAUCUCACAGGAGUGGAAAAACAUGAAACCAUUUUACCUCUUCUGCAUGCAUCUAAUGACAGGAAGACAAAUGGACUUGAUUUUUUGAUGGCUCAGUUUGCAGAGGUUACCGGACGAGGAAGGGAAGCUUCUAAUGUGGAUUCAUUGCCUAAAAGUUCACCAAAAGCAGCUAAUAAGAAAAUGGUUAAUCUGGCAUCCAAUGGAGGAAUUGUUGCCGCUUCUGGACUUGCAUCUCAGAGAGCAUCAGGUGUGCUGUCUGGUUCAGGGGUUCUAAAUGCUAGACCAGGGAGUGCGACAUCAUCUGGGCUGCUUUCCAAUAUGGUGUCUCCCUGGAAUGUUGAUGUUGCUCGGGAAUAUCUCGAAAAAGUUGCCGACCUUCUACUUGAGUUUGCUGCAGCAGACACAGCCGUCAAAUCUUACAUGUGUAGCCAAAGUUUGCUUAGUCGUCUUUUUCAGAUGUUCAAUAAGAUAGAACCCCCCAUUCUUUUGAAGGUACAGCAAAAGCUGUUGAAAUGUAUAAAUCAUCUGUCAACCGAUCCACAUUGCUUGGAACAUCUUCAGCGAGCAGAUGCUCUCAAAUAUUUGAUUCCCAACCUUGAUCUCAAAGAUGGUUCCCUUGUCUCACAAAUCCAUCACGAGAGGAAUUGGAACUUUUUUAUUGUCUAUUAUUGGGGUUCUGGUGCACUCUACUUGAGUAGUUCCAACCUUACCUCUCAUGAGACUUUGCCUCACUUGUUUCCUUUGCUGAAGGUCCUUAAUGCACUAUUCAACCUGUGUAAGAUUAACAAGAGGAGACAGGAGCAAGCCGCAGAAAAUGGGAUUAUUCCCCACUUAAUGCAUUUUAUCAUGUCAGAUUCACCUUUGAAGCAGUAUGCAUUACCGCUGCUAUGUGAUAUGGCACAUGCAUCACGAAAUUCAAGAGAGCAAUUACGAGCUCAUGGUGGGCUUGAUGUUUACCUCAGCCUUCUUGAAGAUGAACUCUGGUCUGUGACAGCAUUGGAUUCUAUUGCUGUAUGCCUGGCCCAUGACAAUGAAAACAGGAAAGUGGAACAAGCUUUGCUAAAAAAGGAUGCCGUACAGAAACUAGUUAAGUUCUUCCAGUUCUGUCCGGAACAACAUUUCUUGCACAUUCUGGAACCAUUCUUGAAGAUAAUCACGAAAUCAUCUCGGAUAAAUACUACCCUUGCUGUUAAUGGUUUGACCCCACUGCUUAUCUCAAGACUUGAUCACCCAGAUGCAAUAGCUCGGCUGAAUUUGCUUAAAUUAAUAAAGGUUGUUUAUGAGCACCACCCUCGUCCGAAGCAACUGAUUGUGGAGAAUGAUUUGCCGCAAAAGCUUCAGAAUUUGAUAGAGGAGAGAAGAGAAGGGCAGAGCUCAGGAGGCCAAGUUCUGGUCAAACAAAUGGCCACCUCACUCCUCAAGGCACUCCACAUCAACACUGUUUUGUAAAAUACCUCCAUUAUUUGUUCUCUGUGUUGUACAUGUCCACGCCAUUUUAAAGCUUCACUGCCUUCAUUCCUAUAAUCCCUCUUGUUUGUGAUGUGUGCUUUUUUUGUCCGCUAAUAGUGUAUUUCGGUCAUUUUGUUGAUAAGAGUUUAAUAAUGAACUACUCGAUUGUUGUAUUUAACCAAGUGUUCGGUGAACUGUUACCUGUUACGAACUUAACUCGUUUACAGCUUACGAACUUAACUCGUUUACAGUUUAUAGAAAUAAGAAGUUAAAGAAAGAAUUGUGAUUUUAUUAGA